AGAAGAACUGCCUGGGGAAAAGGGGAAUAGCAAGGCGCAUGCUUUUUCCAGAGUUGAGUUGCUGUUAGUAACGCAUUCUGUUAGGUCAAUAGUUUUUUGCAUUGGUAAAUUUGUGAUAUGGCAGACCUAGAUUAUCCUGAAAUCAAUCCGGCUAACGAGCUGGAGAAACGCGUUGCUGAUGCUUUUCUCAUAUUUGACCACCACAGCAAUAAAACGGUUGAUGUGCGCGAAGUUGGAACUAUUUUACGAUUUUUGGGCUGUGUUCCAACGGAAGCAGACGUAAACGAAGUAAUUUCUGCCACUGAGUUUGAAGACUCGAAUGGUACGGUCCAUAUCUCGAGAUUCCUACCGUAUGUUAGUCAACUGAUUGCAGAGCAUAAACUUGAGCCCGCCCCACCGGAGAAACUUCUGAAAGCAUUUCGCGUUUUGGACCAAGAGGGAAGAGGGUUCGUUGAUCGGGAGUAUAUGACAAAGUUGAUUACGGAAGAAGGGGAACCAUUCACUGCAGAAGAGCUCGAAGAAAUGAUGGCCGUUGCCGUUGAUAUGGCUACCGAUAAAAUUCCUUACGAAAAUUAUCUGAACCAACUUUUGUAUGAACCUCAAGAUUCAAUCUAUACAUUGGCCGAUCAGUUCAAGAAUCAAAUCAAACGCAGAACCAUUUUUAAAUUUUAUAGGCGAUAAUUUCAUUGUGUCUUUUCAGGUUGACUUCUAAGCUCAAUAAAUGGAGG
This is a messenger RNA of Armigeres subalbatus, 728 nucleotides long. RefSeq names its product dynein regulatory complex protein 8-like. The transcript has 5 exons. The coding region runs from base 118 to 681 and encodes 187 amino acids. NCBI's taxonomy places the organism in Eukaryota, Metazoa, Arthropoda, Insecta, Diptera, Culicidae. The record is from RefSeq and is a predicted model, not a curated record. Gene Ontology annotation, molecular function: calcium ion binding.